This is a messenger RNA of Adineta ricciae, 1005 nucleotides long. NCBI's taxonomy places the organism in Eukaryota, Metazoa, Rotifera, Eurotatoria, Adinetida, Adinetidae. The record is from the annotation of a GenBank genome assembly.
AUGUCAGCGGCAGUGAAUGCAACAAUCGAUUAUCUUGAAAAUCUCACCGAUGAUAUCCGUUUUUCUUUCGGUUUAUUCAAUUUAAUUAUUGGUUUGGUCAGUAAUUUAUGUUUAAUCACAAUUUUAACAAAUGUCAGAGUAUUCAACAAGAAUCCAUCGAGUUUUUAUCUAAUUGUUGAAUCUUAUUCGAACAUUGGCUUGUUAAUAAUCAUUUGUACGUCGCGUUUGUCGAUAAAUAUCUUAAAUUAUGAUUUAUCACGCUAUUCGAUCGCAUGGUGUAAGACUCGGUAUGGUCUUGCUCAAUUUUUCGGUUUAUUUUCACUAUUCACAAUUUGUUUCACAACUAUUGAUCAAUAUUUCUCCACAAAUCAUCGAUUUUACAUUCGACAACUCAGCACAAUGAAAUACGCGUACGUAUUCAUAGUCCUAACUUUGUGCUUAUCAUCGAUUCAUGGAUUUCUUUUUGUGAUUUAUUCCGAAAUUCGUCCAUCUUUGUUUGGAUGUUCAAUAUAUGAUGAAGUGCUGAAAAAAUAUCUAUCGUAUGUUUAUUACCCAUUGAUAAGCAAUGCAUUGCCGUUGUUUAUAACGAUCACAUUCAGUUUAUUAUCGUAUCGCAAUGUUCGUCGAAUAAUUCGAAAGCAAAUUCCGUUAAUUCGUCGUCAACUCGAUCAGCAAUUGACAGCAAUGGUUUUAAGUCGCGUUAUAUCAUUGAUUCUCUUCGGUUUACCGUAUAUUAUCGAAACGGUAUAUCAAAUGAAUGUUAAGAUCAAGGAAAAUAGUGUCAAAUCCAAAAUUGUAUUGCUUGUUGGUGCCAUAUCUGAUUCAUUGUUGUAUACAAACUUUUCAAUCAAUUUCUAUCUAUUUUUAACCAUUUCGGCGAGAUUUCGUCAUCAAGUUAAGCAUUUCAUUCGAAAAAUUGCUUGCGUCAAACCGAAGAAAUUCAAGAAUAAUCGAAUAUAUCUACGUACAAAUACAGUCAAUGCAUUGAUUCUUGAAUCAGUUUAA